CCAACUUCAAACGCAGCGUCAUCCCCAUCGAUUCGUUCAUUCGCUCGCUCGUUCGUGGAAACCCCCCUCCCUCGUCGUCUCCCACGCCCCCCACCGCAAAACCUAAUCCCUAAUCCCUUCAAACCCAAGAUCGAGAUCGAGGCGGCGAAACCCUAGAGAGAUCGAGAUCGAGAGGAGGAGGAGGAGGAGGAGGAGGGAGGAGGGAGAUCGAGGUGGGCGGUGGGAGAGAAUGGGGGAUGCGUAUUGCCCGGAUUGCAAGAAGGCGACGGAGGUGGUGUUCGACCACUCGGCGGGGGACACGGUGUGCUCGGAGUGCGGGCUCGUACUGGAGGCGCACUCCAUCGACGAGACAUCGGAGUGGCGCACCUUCGCCAACGAGUCCGGCGACAACGACCCCGUCCGCGUCGGCGGCCCCGCCAACCCCCUCCUCGCCGACGGCGGCCUCUCCACCGUCAUCGCCAAGCCCAACGGCGCCCACGGCGAGUUCCUCUCCUCCUCCCUCGGCCGGUGGCAGAACCGCGGCUCCAACCCCGACCGAUCCCUCAUCCUCGCCUUCAAGACCAUCGCCACCAUGGCCGACAGGUUGGGCCUCGUUGCCACUAUCAAGGAUCGAGCCAAUGAAAUAUAUAAGAAAGUGGAGGACCACAAGUCUAGCAGAGGGAGAAAUCAAGAUGCGAUUUUUGCUGCCUGCCUCUACAUUGCUUGUCGACAAGAGGAUAAGCCUCGCACUAUUAAAGAAAUUUCUUCUGUUGCUAAUGGCGCAACAAAGAAGGAAAUUGGCCGAGCAAAAGAGUACAUAGUAAAGCUGCUUGAAGCUGAGAUGGGUCAAUCAAUGGAGAUGGGCGCAGUCCAUGCAGGAGACUACAUGAGACGGUUCUGUUCACAUCUUGGCAUGACGAAUCAAGCUGUUAAAGCUGCUCAAGAAGCAGUUCGGAAGUCAGAAGAGCUUGAUAUAAGGAGAACUCCUGUAUCAAUUGCCGCAGCCGUCAUUUACAUGAUAACUCAAUUGUCGGAAGAGAAGAGGCCACUUAAAGAUAUAUCUGUGGCUACUGGAAUGGCCGAAGGCACCAUUAAAAAUUCCUACAAAGACCUCUAUCCGUACGCUUCGAGGAUCAUUCCAGCCACCUUUGCUAAGGAAGAAGACCUAAAGAACCUCUGCAGCCCGUAAAACUGUACAAAACGAGUUGAACAAGUUCACAUUUGUCGGAAAAACAUCGACAGAAGCGGCACUACACAUUUACCUCCCGUCAUCUAGAAAUAAGCUCAUUCUGCUAAUAGCGGUGUUUUCUUUUUUCUUCAUUUCGCCCCCCCCCCUCUUUUUGUUUGUUGAGAAAGACCCAUAGAAUAGAUGAACCUUCUGAUCUUAUAAAAUUAGCAUGCAUGGGAAAAUUGUAUCUUGGAUGGUUCAUUUCAGAGGACUAUUCGGUUAAUUAAGGCGGGCCCUGGUAAGGGGGUUAACCAUUUUUAGUGUAUGUUGUCAUCAAACAUUUCGCGGGAUCUAUUACUGUCUCUAUAUAAAUUUUUUGAUUUUUUUUUUUUUUUGGGUGCUUAUCUGGAAAAUGCAUGUACAAAACUGUACCCAGUGGUGCAGAGAACAAAUUAUCAGGCUGUUUGUAUUUCGAACGAACCGCGAGAGUUGCAGAAAUUAAUUUAUUGUAGUGUUAUAUUCAGGCUUA
Ananas comosus (pineapple) is the source of this 1676-nucleotide messenger RNA. RefSeq names its product transcription initiation factor IIB-like. Lineage: Eukaryota; Viridiplantae; Streptophyta; Magnoliopsida; Poales; Bromeliaceae. The record is from RefSeq and is a predicted model, not a curated record. Gene Ontology annotation, cellular component: transcription preinitiation complex; nucleus. The transcript has 7 exons. Bases 230 to 1168 code for a protein of 312 amino acids. Gene Ontology annotation, biological process: DNA-templated transcription initiation; transcription preinitiation complex assembly. Gene Ontology annotation, molecular function: TBP-class protein binding.